Messenger RNA from Schistosoma rodhaini, 780 nucleotides. NCBI's taxonomy places the organism in Eukaryota, Metazoa, Platyhelminthes, Trematoda, Strigeidida, Schistosomatidae. The record is from the annotation of a GenBank genome assembly.
GUUCAUUAGAAUAAAACGUUCUGUUAAAUUUAUCACACUAUACAUUCAAAUUAUUGUCGAUUAAUAAUAUACCUAUUUAUAAGCAUUAUCCAUUAAGGGGUAAACAAAUAAUUUUGUGCUUUAUUCUGUGAUGGACACGCUAACAAGACAGUACGUUAUCGGAAUAGCGGGAGCAUCUAAUUCUGGGAAAACAACAAUAACUGGAAAACUUGCUGAAUAUCUACAAUCUAUUGGCUACAAUGUUACAUCUUUACAAAUGGAUGAUUAUUAUUGGCCUCAUAACGAUAAACGUCAUAUACGAGAUCCUAUUACAAAUGAACCGAAUUUCGACUGUGAAUCAGCGGUUGACUGGGAAGGCAUAAUUACUUUUAUGAAAUUAUGGUCUGAAUCACAGGUGUUGGGAGAAAAAAUAAGAAUACUUAUAAUUGAAGGAAUACUGAUAAUGAAUAAAAUGGAACUUCGGAAUAUGAUGGAUUUGAGGAUAUUUUUGAAGAUAACUUAUGAAAAUAUGUUGCAGAGACGAAAACUAAGAAAAUAUGAUACACCGGACCCACCAAAUUAUUUUGCUAAAUGUGUUUGGCCAACAUAUCUAAGAACGCUAGACAUCUUAGAGUAUUCAAAAGACUCUAUAUAUUAUUUCGAUAGCAAUAAUGGAAUUGAGACUCUAUUUAAAGAGAUUUGUCAAUGUGUCAAUGAAAAAAUAUAUCUUGCAAACGAAAGAGACAAACAUUUCGAUGAAUUCCCAAAAUAAAUCUUUACAUAAAUUGAUGAUUAAUAAUU